Molecule: messenger RNA, 7529 nt
Organism: Linum trigynum
Lineage: Eukaryota; Viridiplantae; Streptophyta; Magnoliopsida; Malpighiales; Linaceae
Source: the annotation of a GenBank genome assembly
CAUUAAAAUUAAAUUUGGGUAUCAAAAUGUAAAUGAUAACUAAGUUGUAAUUAAUUAAAUUUGGGUAUGAAAAUGUAAAAAUGAUAGUUGCCCAAUUAGCUUGCGAGAUUAGACAACAGUAACUCAACUUGAUCUUUAUAUAUAUUAAUAUAUUGUCAUCGUCAAAAUCUUUCGAUGGUGGAGUCAUCCCUAUUACCUGCAAGUACAAAUAAUAACGAGAGAUAAGCUCCAUAUCCCACUCGAUCACUUGUGUCAAGAAUGAAAGUCACCAUGGCUGUGAACGGUUAUUUGCCGCCAAACAAAUUGCUAUUUGCCGCCAACUAAAAAAAAAAAUUUUGAAUUCAAAUUUUGAAUUUUCCCUCCCUUUCCUUCCUUUCAUUCUAUAAAUUCGGAUAUCAGGAACAUUUGACUCAUUCUAACAAAAACUUCUGUUGACGAGCCCAGUGCCUCCAUUUCCGGCACCGUUCUUCCGUCGUCGGCUAACCUCCCGUCGCCCUCAAUCGUCGGAAAACAAGUAAGUUGACUUAUUCAGGUCAGUUUCCGGCCAGUUUUUCAGUUUUCCGGUGAAAAACACGGUGGGCCGAAAAAAAUUGCGGCCGGAGCGACGUCGGGCCGAAAAAAAUUUGCGGCCGGUACGACGGCCGGCCGAAAAAUUCUUUCGGCCCGGUGACGCCUCAGCCGCAAAUUUUUUCGGAAAAAUUUUCCGGCGGCGUGUUCGUCGGCCGGCCGAAAAAAAUUUGCGGCCGGAGCGUCGCCGGGCCGAAAGAAUUUUUCGGCCGGACGGCGCACCGGCCGCAAAUGUUUUUCGGACCGGCGGCGCACAGGCCGCAAAUUUUUUUCGACCCGACGUCGCUCCGGCCGCAAAUUUUUUUUCAGCCGGCCGACGCACCGGCCGCAAAAUUCUUUCGGCCCGGCCAGUUUUUCUAUUUAAUUUAAUAUGAUAAUUAAUUAGCAAUUAGUGUUAAUAUUUAUUUAAGUUGGUGUAUAAAUGUUUUUUUUUGUAAUAGGCGUUUGAAAGUUUAAUUACUUAGAUUAGUUAAUGGAAUUUUAAUUAAUUAAAAAUUGAUUUAAUAAUUAAUGUUAAUAUUUAGUACAUUAGUUAAUAGAAAAUUAAUUAAUUUCUGAUUAAUUAACAAUUGAUGUUAAUAGUACAUUAGUUGAUAGAAAUUUAAUUAAUUUGUGAUUAAUUAACAAUUAAUGUUAAUAGUACAUUAGUUAAUAGAAAAUUAAUUAAUUAGUGCGCAUCUAAGUAUGAUAUUGUUUAAAUUUGUAGAUAAUUAGAUAUGGAUGAUGCGGGUGAUGCGGGUGGGAAUGAGUUGAAUAGAUUCAAUGGUAGGGUUGUUGAUGUAUCAGCACGAAGGAAGAAUAAGGAGAAUAAGCGCUCUCGAGAUAUUGGACAUCAGUCACAGGCAAAUUUAGGGGAGGAUGAGUUAGAGGCUCCUACUGUAGUUGCUUGUUCGGCAUCACGGGCGUCUGGUUCCCAUGGGAGGAACCGGGGUGCUGCAUCGAGAGUGGUCUCGGCUGAUUUUGAUGAGGACGAUAAUGAUGAGGAUAUCGAGGUCCCUCCACCUACGCGUGGACAUGGACGAGGGCUGUCUUGUACGGCAACAUCACGUCCUGCUAUGUAUAGGGACCGAGCUAGGCGAUUCGUACCACCUGCUCGUCAGGAGACAGAGAGCUCGGGGACUGGACGGAGAAGGGGAGGACGUUCGAGUGGUCCUCCACCGUGGGAGCUUGUUGGUGAGUGUCCUGGUGGACCUACGGAUCCUAGCCUCAUUAGGAGCUUUCGUGGCCACGUUGCCUAUGCGCUUUGGACGGGGGCUGGAGAUCAAGGAGUCAUCAGUUGCUACAGCCGUACAUCGGCAGUUUCUUAUCUGAGUAGCUACGUGUUUAGUCAUGUUGAGGCGGAGGAUCUGGUGGCGCAGUCAGGUCUCCAGCACCUGAUCUACUCUAUGUUCCGCAAGAUAGCGAUUGACGAGGCUUUGAUCUCAGCUUUUGUGGAGAGGUGGCAGUCAGACACGAACACCUUCCACUUGCCUUUUGGAGAGAUGACGAUCCUCCUCCACGAUGUUCAGUACUUACUGCAGAUUCCUGUUGAGGGACGACUGAUGAGUAGGAGUUCUGCGCAGCUUGACCAUCCGGAGGCGGGUUUGUGUGCGCUUCUUGGGAUGAACUCGGAGCAGUUGAGUGGUCGUUCGGAGGUCCCUGGAUAUAAUAAUAGGGGUAAGUGGUACGAGAAGGGUGGUUUUCUUGCAGAGAUGGCGUCCAGAUACUUGCAGAGCCACGGGACACAUGUGACAGAGGCGCAGUCGUACUUGUUGUUGCUGUUGGGGUCCACUUUGUUUGUGGACAAGAGUAGAGACAGGGUUCGGUCGGUGGUGAACCUAUUUUUGGACGAGUUGGAGGAGUUAGAUCAGUAUAGUUGGGCGUCAGGUACACUUGCUUGGUUGUACAGAUACCUUGGUCAGGCGUCUCGUGCUGGUGCCAGGGGGAUGGCUGGUUGUCUCACACUUCUGCAGUGCUGGAUCUACGAGUACUUUCCGGGUUUCAGGCCAUCUCACUUCGAGCCUGCCGCUGUUGGACCUGAUGAUGCUUGGGCUUCACGAUGGGUUGGGCAGCCGACACCUGGUUCUGAUGUUGGACCACUUCCAGAAACUGAUGUUCCAUGUGGUUGUGGUUCUUCGCAAAACAAGUGUCGAUCGCUCAUCUACCAGACACAAGGAAAGUCUUGAAUGAAUAGUGAGAUGACUCAACUCUAUUCGAGCUCGUGUUACCAAGAUGAAACACAUGGUUCGUGUAGCACUUUGCCCACAUUGUCUGAUGAGGCAACCACUCACCUCGCACGUAGUCGAACAUUUUUAUGUUCUUCACUGUCCAGACCCUCUCAAACUCAUUAAUCUUUUGAAGAAAACCCUCCUGAGUCCAACUCCAUGCAGCUUUGUCGAAAUAUUUCUUCCAUACCGCUUGUGCUACCUCUCUUUUUGCAAUUCCACCCAAUAACACUUCAAACUUUUGCUUCACACAGUUGUUGACGUGCCAUAAACAUAGUAGGUGGACAGUAUGUGGGAGAGGGAAGACCACAGGAAUAGAAGCAAGCAAACCACCUUCUUUGUCUGUCACAAUGACAUUCAGAACCCUAUCACCGAGCAACCCUUUAAUACAUCGCAGCAGCCACUCAUAUGUUUCCUUUGUUUCCUGCUUAAUAAUUGCACAUGCAAUGUUGAAAUUCUUCUUGACUGGAGUAACCCCAAUAAUCUCAACCCAUGGCCAGCCGUACCUGUUGGUCUUGUAGGUCGAGUCAAUGAGGAUGACGUACGGCCAUGCAUGCAACAUCUGAAUGGACGUCGGGUGCGCAAAAAACAGAUUAGUGAGCACAUUAUUAGAGUCAUUUUGCAAACAGAUAUGGUACCCACGAUGUUCAGUUCCGUGAAGCGCAAACUGUAUCACAUCCAUUUCACCCAUCUCAUCCAAUCUUGUCUUGGAAUUUAUGUUGUAAAUCUGUUUGAUAUCAUGAUGCACACCCCCCUUCAGUAUUGAGUGUCGUCUUCUGCUGAUUUGGUCUCACCCCCGCCUUCCUCAUUAUUCUUAACCUCUCUUUUUCAGCCUCACUAAACUGUUUGUUGUGUCGGUGAUGUUCUGGAUACAACACCUUUUCAUGGUUGUGAAACCCUCUAUUGGCUCCGGUUUCACGACUUGUCACUCCCACUAUGACCCAUGUGUUUGGACCAUCCUUUUGCCAUACUUCCUUUAUACAUAUCUGAAACUGGCAACUAGUACCCUUCGAACUAAUAUUCCCACGCGUCUCCUUCGUAGGGUCUGGUUUAUAAGACUUAACGAUCCUACUACUUCUGUCGCAAUACAUACAGAGGGCAGUAACAGGAUGUAGUCCAGCAGUAUUCGGUUUCCAUGCUCCUCUAACAAUAAAGAACCCACACUCCUGAGCGAUUGUUCUUGCAGCUAACUCAGCUAACUUCACACUUGCAUAAUGGAUCCCAUUCUCAAAUUCCUGUGUGUAAUCAUGAUCGGCCGGUAACAACUCUGACAUUUUUCCUACAAUUACAAUAUAAUACAUAAAUAUUCCUGUGAACCUAAACGCUAAUUUCAAGUCUUAACCGCUAAAUUCAACUCCUAAACUCUAAAUUCAAUUCUUACACGCUAAAUUCAACUCUUAAACGCUAAAUUCAACUCCUAAACUCUAAAUUCAACUCCUAAAAUCAAAUUUUUCCGAAAAAUUCCAAAAACAGACGGUGGGCCGAAAAAUUCCGGCGGCCGGAACCUGGUCGGGCCGAAAAAUUCCGGUGGCUGGAACCUGGCCGGGCCAAAAAUUCCGGCUGCCGGAGCCAGGCUGAGCCGAAAAUAUCUUGUGGCUAAGCCUGGUUCCGGCCGCCGGAAUUUUUCGGCCCGGCCAGGUUCCGGCCACCGGAAUUUUUCGGCCCGGCCGCCGGAAUUUUUUCGGCCUACAGUCUGUUCGUUUCAAAUCGUCGGAAAAAUUGUUCGAAACUACAAAAAAAUUACGCACCUGCUUAGUGAUGAUUCAUUGAUGCGUGUACGCAGUAUAUGUCGAGGAUAGGCUUUCCCGAUGAUUUUCCGGCGAGCGUUGAAUUUUUCUGAUUCAAUACGUUUUCUAAAAGUUGGAUAUGUUGUAGAUUGUGAAACUCCUUAACCAAAGAUGUAUAUAUAUACUUUUUUUUUUGGUUGGCGGCAAAUAGCAAUUUGGUUGGCGGCAAAUAGCAAGCCCCUGAUGGUCCAUUGGAUCCCUCUAACAUAGAUUGCCACACUCAACGGAUGCCCCUCCAAAGAACUGAAGAACUCGUUUUCUUGCGCAGGGUAACAGUGUUCCCCUCUUUGUGAGAUAAUUCUCCUCUAGCACCUUUAUCUAUCUCGGUUCUUAGGGACUCCCCACGCUAGCUUCAUAAUGUAAGUGAUAUUCACAUCUCAUAUCAUUCAUAGCUCCAGCUAGGGCUGUCAAUUUGGUUUGGUUUGGUUAACCAAACCAUUAAGUAUGAAAAACCAAAAAUCAAAAAUCAAAUCCCAAAAACUAAAAUCAAAACCAUUAAGGUUCUUAUUGGUUUUUGGCAACCAAAAACCAAUAAGGGUCUUAAUGGUUUUGGUUUGGAUAACCAAAAAACCAACAUGUACUCAUACACUCAUAUUUAUUCCUAUUUCUCUCCUUUUUAUUGAAUAAACGUCAUAAUAAUGGUAAAUGACCAUUACAAAUUAUUGGUUACCAUGCAUGUCAAAAGAAACAAAAAAUAUAUUUGUUGAUAAAUAAUUUUAUUCUUAUUGGUUUCUUAAUGGUUUCUAUUGGUUUUUCGGUUUUAACCAAACCAAAACCAUUAAAUUGCUUAUUGGUUUAAAACCAAAAAAAUGAAAUCAUGAGCUUUCCAAUUGGUUUGGUUUUGGUUAAAACCAAAAAACCAAAACCAAAUGGACAGCCCUAGCUCCAGCUCUUUCCAAGAACCAUUGCAUGGUGGUAUCGACCCGUUUGAUCACGAAAAACAAGUCCAAUUACCGAUUGCUUCGAUCUUAGAUUUUAUUAUUGGGAGACACUUUGAUAGUACACAAUCUGGAAUGAAAACAAUUUUAAUACUUCAAAUGAUAUUUCAAAGAAAGAGAAGAUUAUACAUUAGUAUCCAAGACACUAUGUCAAGUGGAAAGAAGAUUAUAACAAUUGAACUUGACAAACUUAAGUACCUUGAGAUAUCUUUGAUUUGAUUAUAGGGUAAUGUCUAUUUAUUAACCAAAUAUUUUUUCAAAUUAUUUUUUUAAUCCAAACCUAUUAAAAUACUAAUAAUUAGCCAAAUCUUUACAAUUUUGGCAUUCUUUCGUUAGCGUUCACAUUACUAUUGACGGAACCCACAUCAACAUUUAUAUUUUAUAUUGGUGUCCACGUCAGAUUUCAUUAAAAUAAUUUUUUUAUUUUAAGUAAUAACAAAAAAGAAAAAUCUCACAUUAUCUACUCCCUCUCUCUCCUCACUAGGGAUGGCAACAAAACCCGAACCCACGGGUAACGACCCGACCCAACCCGGUCAACGCGGGUAAAAUCCGUGUUGACGGGUUUUGGGCCGGGUUUGGGUUUAAACCCGUUCACUAUUCACCGGGUUGGGUUGGGUUUGGGUUUAGGUAAACCCGACCCAUGGGUACCCGCUCACACCCAUAUAGUUAAUUUUCUCGGUAUAUUUAAUAUUCUAAACAAUAAUCUUAUUUAUGUUUGUGGAGACAUGUCUAAUUUUUUCUUUCAAAUUGUGUAGAAUGAAGUUGAUGUUAUCGAGUGGAGAGUGAGAAACUUAAUUGAAAGGAAGAAGCUUUCAAUUAAUCAUGUUAUUUAUGGAUAAUUUGUGAAUUGUUUCAAUUUUCUUGAGUUUUCUAGAUUGGUGUUGAACAAUUUGUAUAAUUGUAUAGUUAAUUUGUGAUUUGCUUGAAUUUUCUAGAAUGGUGUUUUAUAUAUGGAUAAUUUGUAUUGAGAGAUUGAUAUUUGACUUUAAUUUUGAUAGGAACUUGUUAUUGUAAAAUUUUUACGACAAAAACCCGUGGGUACCCAUGAACCCACGGAUACCCAGCGGGUUGGGUUGGAUUUGAGUUUUUCAAACCCAGUGGGUUUUACCCCGGAUUUUUUUCACGAAUAAACCCAUGAGUUUAGCAAAACCCGACCCAACCCGACCCAUUGCCAUCCCUACUCCUCACUACAACCCCACACACACCCUCUCCAUAAAUCUCACAUUAUCGGGUAUGGCGAUACAGGACAUAGCAGGAUGUCGACGUAACUCCCCGCUCCACAGUCGGUCCCUUUCCACUACCGCUGAACAUCGGAGAACAAAUUCCCCCUCCCGCCAUCGACGACGACAAUCUUCAGGAUGUCUACAUAAUUCUCAAUUCUGAUUCCCCACCGACAGAGAUUUGGGUUCUUGAUUGAACGAAUCCUGCCAUUAAUUUUGCCAUCCCCGAGAAAUCCCCCUUGACAUCGGUGUCGAUUAAGCCAAUGUGAGGGUGGGAAUUGACGCCGAAGAGGGAGAAUGUGGAUUACUAUUCUUUGAACUUGAUGUCGCAGAGGCAGAGCUUGUUUUUGUCGGGAUUGUUGGUGAUGAAGGAAGAGGCAAGGAGAGAGACCUCGAGGUGGAGGUCUUGGAGGCGGAGCUCGGACUUGUCGUGAAGCUGUUGGGCGUCGAAGAAGAAGAGGAGGGAGUAAGGGCGAGGGGCUUUUGUGGAGGACAGGUUAGGAAACGGGAGAUGGAAUGGUUGUCGAGCUGGAUAACGCUAGAUUUGGACUGGGGAGAGAAGGUUGGCAACUAAGGGUGGGCAAUCGGUUUGGUAAACCCGAACCAAAACUGAAUUAAACUGAACCGAAACUGAAAUAAUGUUGUUCGGUUCGAAAUUCGGAAGGGUUCUUUCAACCGAACCGAUUUUCUCUUAUCCUUUUGGCACACAUCUCUUCGAUGUUUGCGACCCAGGACUUAGGCACUGGCUGUUUCAUGAUGUUGUGGGUGUGCCCCAAGAUCGAACUAUCUCCUUAAUGAAUUAGGCGCUUUUGC